ACAAAGCGUUUUUAUUAUCGAUUUUCUUUAUCUUACAUUUUUUCGCUUUUCUUGUAAAUCUCUUUCUUAUAAUAUAAAGUUUUACGAGAGUAUUAAGCAAAUUUUUACGUAUUACGUUUUAUCUGUAAUUUCAUUCGCCUUAUUUCUACGUUUUUGUAACUUUUUUUUCAGUUCGUGAGGUGAAAAGCAUUAAAUUUCAUUACAACCGUUGUAAACUGCCAGACUUUAUUUAUGAUCACGAAGAGUUUUGAAAUAUGAACAUCCUUACAUGUAUUAAUUUUAUACCUUAAAAGAAAGCUCUGCUAUACAUGUGGUAUAUUUUAAAUAAACUAUACAAGUAUCCAGUUUCCAUACAAUUCAAAUACGGAUGUUAAUAGAUAUUACAUUCAGUCGUAUAUUUCAGUAAGACUUUUUAGCGAUAAAAUUUUGAAUAAUACAUCAAAUAACGUAUUUCUGGAGAACAUCUGGUGAUACAUUUUAGUAGGAUUUGGCGGGACGUUUAGCACCAUACUCAAUGGUACACCUUAAGUUCUUUGUGGUAUAUUUGCAAUCAGUUAAGGAUACCUCCUGAUUUGGCGACAAAGAUAUACAGCCAGGUAAACGGCAACUCCAGCAACACAACACACGAAUACUGUAUUCUUAUCACUCUUACUUGUAACUUCAUAGCAAGAAUUACAACCCAUUUUCUUACCCGGGUCAUUAUACUCGCACACUAACACGACGGCAAAUUGCAGCUAUUAUUCUGGAGUUACGGUAGCUUGUUUAAGAUAAUUGCAGGUGGGAUGCGUGUAAUGGCCUUGUAAUUGUUGAGUGCUGCGUAGUUAGGACAGCUUGCUGUUGAGGAGUUAGCGUGUGCAUGUGGUGAAGGUGACAGAGGUUCUUCACCUUUCCCAGUGAUUGGAAAAAGUUGAUUGCUUGGUCAUAUUUGCGUGCCUCGCUUUUGGCAGCGUUCCCAGCGCCUUGAGAUUGGAUGAGAUUGGACGUGGCCAUGUUACUACGGAAUUCAUGGUUAGUUAAUCAAUGUUAGUGUCAUGGAAAAGGCUGGGGUUUUGUAGAUUACGAAAGAAAAGAAAAGCUUAUCAAAGUGAAGGCGUGAAUGCAGUCAAUAUGUAGCGUUUAACACUUCUCCAUUCUGCCUCAAAAUAGCGCAUCUUUUCAGUACAAGUCCUUGGCGUUGCUAUGAAGCUCUGUGAAGCAAUUCAGGGAUCAACUCAAUUGAAGUCGACACCUCGUGCAUGAACAAACUAAUUCAGCUUCCAGUGGACGUGAGAAAUGAGCACACGCUUCAUUCUAUUCUACACUACUGCACUUUUAACCCUGAUGGCUUUCGGUUGACGAAGUCUUAGUGAGGAAUUACUAAUUCUUGCCCUCUGUAGUACAACAAAAAUAUCUGAAAACGUAGUAAUAGACAAUAGAUUACAAGCACAAUACUAAUAAUCCCGGAGCUUGUUUGUUCACACAGUUCACCUUCAUGGCUCUAAUUGGCAGAUAUGACGAGGGUUCCCAAGCAACCUUUACAAAAGCAAUCACUGGGUUAUCAAACAUUAAAAUUCAGAUGCACAGGAAAGUAAAGAUUUUGAAGCAUUCACUGCUGCCGCUGCCAAUCAGACGCUGGGGAUCUGAAGUGACGAUGUCCAGCAGUUUGUUAGAUGUGCAGGCUCAGACUGAGGCGGCAGGCAGUAGGCGCAGUCGCUUCCAGACAAGCGAAAAGGGAGGACUAGAUGGCUCAUCCUCGCGUCUACGAUGCUUCCAGCCAGCCUCACAACACCUCCAGCUGCCUUAGAAUCGGUGUUGUUGAUGUCAGUCAUAAUACCUGUCUUGCUCUUAGAUUAACGCUGUGGUUUUAUCUUUGUGCUUUUGUAGAAACUUAGUAUUUUUCUUUUUAAGGGGAGGGAGAGGAUUUUCAGUCAUUCAUAUCCAAAAUUAUAUAAGGCUUCAUACCUGUUUUCAAAAGUAUCAGGAUCACACCUAGAGGAUCACUCAUAGAGGUGAGUGGUCUGAGUUCACGGUUCCUCAUGUCCCACGGAAGGUAUCACCCACAGUUCCCUGGAAUAUUGAAUGUGCGGAAAAGUCCGGAUGGUCUGCGGGCGUCAGGGCCAAUCGUGCCCCUAAUGGAGAUGGUCGCCUCCUCCUUCAAGACAUGCUUGGUGUACGUGUUUCCCGAGGACAGGCUGUUUGGAGUGCAGCUUCCCAACGGCACCUGGAAUGGCAUCUUUAGCUUGGUGCAGGAUCAGAAGGUGGACAUGAGUGGCGUGCCGCUCAUUAUGUCGCCUGAACGCAUCAAGGUAUUCGACGCGGGGGAGUGGAUUCAGUCUGCUUUCCGCUCCAUCGUGCACUUGCGUCCCACACCUGAGGCAGACAUCCUGGGCUUCGUUAAGCCUUUCACGAUGCAGGUUUGGGGACUCUUCCUGGUGACUAUGUUCUUUGUGUGGAUGUGUCUGUGGGCCACGCAGAGCCUUCAUCGCUCUAACGUUAGAGAGAAGGGAGGAUCCACUUUAGGAGGAACACGGGCAGCUGUGGGGUGGACGUCCUUCCUCUGGGCUUACGUGCAUCCCUUGGCGCAGCCCUCGGCCUGGCUACCGCGCGGGGGUGUGCGGCUGGUUGCUGGCGUGUGGCUGUUGCUGACCCUCGUCCUUGCUCAAAUGUAUCGCUCCAACCUGAAGGCCAUGAUGAUCUUGCCGCGCCUCCCCCUGCCCUUCGAUUCCCUGGAGGAGCUCAUCGAGUCCGGCAUCUCUUGCUACGUGGUUUCCUCCACCAAGUUCCACAAUGCAAUCCUGGGCGCAGACUCUGACAGCCAAUUCGGUCGUUUGCGAGGCCAGUUAGUGGUCCACAAUGACCUACCCAGGGCCACCCGCGACCUCAUCCAAGGGAAACACGCCGCCAUCGCCGCCCACUUCUCCCUGCUCAACAUCGUCCAUAGUAUCUUUCGAAAUACGGGGACCUGUCCCCUCUACUUUGCCUCAGAGACUAUACAACCUGAAUGGAACUAUUUUCUGUAUCAGAAGGCUUCCUCGUGGAGACCCAAAGUGGACGUGAUUAUUAGGCGGCUGCGGGAGUCCGGUAUCCUGGAUAGACUUUUCCUGGAGGAGCAGUGGGAUGCCCGACAUUGCCUCCAAGGGGGGUCCUCGGACCUCCUCGCCAACAGGUUGCGUGCCCUCGAGUUCAAGGACUACUACGGCGUGCUCAUGAUGUAUUGCGGAGGAAUGAUGCUCGCGGGCAUGACACUACUGAUGGAGAUGCUGCUCGGAGGUAUCAGCCUCACACAUGGGUCUUCCAUUAUUUAUCCCUUUGUGUCUCUCUCACCUGCUCGCGUACCCUGGAUUGCCGCACCUCCUGCCGCCUCUGCUGGGCUGAAGUGAAGUGUUGCGUCCAGUCAUAGCGUAGCCCACGACUGACCAUGACUCAAGACGUGAUGGAACUGAACUGAAUUCUGAAUGUUAUGUAUCUUGACAUGCAAUAAAACUAAAUUAUAAUUAGAAUAAACAAUUAAUUCUCUCUCUCUCUCUCUCUCUCUCUCUCUCUCUCUCUCUCUCUCUCUCUCUCUCUCUCUCUCUCUCUCUCUCUCUCUCUCCAGAGAAAGUCGAGCUGGCAUAUAAUAGACAGGCACUACAUACAAAGUUACAUAACCCAAGUUCGCUUGGGGAAACUACAGCGCGGGAUAUACCGAACAGGCAACUGUAUGAACUUGGAAGCAGAAAAACAGCCCUAAAUAGGUGAACAGGCACCUCACAUAGGGAGAGUACGAGUACAGAAGCACGCCUGGCGCUUGCUACGCCAGCUCAUUGAGGGGACGCGGCUCUGCUCACAGACUCACUGAUAGCAAUACAACCCUAACACUUGUAAACAUGGCAUGACAUACUGUAACGUGAAGACUUUUUUUUCUAUUAUAAGUAGUCUUAUGGAGAUGAUUAUUACAUGCAAAUGAGGUUUGGUUGUUUUGACUAGUAAGAUGAAAGGAAUGAGCUGCGUACUGCGUGAACAGAUUGGGCUAAUGUGGCUGGCUUUUACCUAAUAUUUUUUAAAAGAUGAUAUGCUUCUAACUUGACAGAGACGGGUUUGGGUGCCGUAUGAGUGGAUGAAAUUAAGUUAACUGAAUUUGGUAGAAACAAACAAGAUUUUGAAGUUGUAGGGGAGACACUGAACACUGCAUGAUUAGGAUAGACUAAAUCAAGCAAGGUUUGGUAGAUUUCUAAUGUGACAGGGAUGGCACGAGUACUUUACGAGCAUGCGAAAUCAAAUUUAUGGAUUCUGGUGAAAGUAAACAAAAUUUGAAAUUGUGGGGAUAAAUUGAGCCCUGCAUGGCUAGGA
This is a messenger RNA of Scylla paramamosain (green mud crab), 4308 nucleotides long. RefSeq lists its product as uncharacterized. The transcript has 10 exons. Lineage: Eukaryota; Metazoa; Arthropoda; Malacostraca; Decapoda; Portunidae. Gene Ontology annotation, molecular function: ligand-gated monoatomic ion channel activity. The coding region runs from base 2016 to 3359 and encodes 447 amino acids. Gene Ontology annotation, cellular component: membrane. The record is from RefSeq and is a predicted model, not a curated record.